AUGGAGAAUGAUGAAAACCUUAGCAUGUACGCGCAAAGUGUAAUGACUAGUUCUGAGAAAGAUGAUGUGUACGAGUUCCUUUCGAUUAUAAAUAGUUGUUAUGAGCUCUCUGAUUUUGCGAGUUUGUUAACAUCAGAUUUAGAUCUUUUCAUCAAAAUUAUCAGAGACGAAUUAGGCAUGAAUCGCUUCAGAAGAAUGUUCGGGAUAUUAGAUGAUGUCGACACCAUUUUUUUCUACCCAAUCAUGGUGAGAUUCACUGAGAUUAUGACUCACGAAAGCGGCUACGAUUUUGCGUCACACGUUCUAAGUGUUUGCAACAUACAUCACAAGAAACUAUUUUGUUCUAUCACAUUCCGUCAUGCGUUAGACUUGGCGCGUGAUGAGAAGGGUUGCAUCAUACUUAAGAAAGUCAUAACAAUAGCCAAUGAUUACUACAAAGAUGAAUUUCUUGACCUGAUUACAGAUGACGCUUACAAGCUGGCGAGCAUGGACAACGAUCUAGGAAUCUCCCUAAUCGAACAUGUGCUUAAACUCGAUUUUACACGCAAAACCACAGAAAACGACAUGCGAUUGCACGUGCUAAUGGCUGAGUUUGAUGAGAAUCUCUCAACGUCAUCAUCAUCUCAUCACGACCUCCACAAACUUGUCGAGAAGCUAACGUCAGACCCUGAUCUAUUUGUCAAGUUUGUCAAAACAAGACGAGGCUCGCUCAUGUUUCACAUAAUCCUAGGAAAAUCUGAAGAAACCGACACAGUUGUUUGGGAAGAAGCAAUCAAGCAAAGGUUUACCGACAUUACAACCGAUUUUCGAGCUGGUUUCAUCCUAAUACGAAGCAUGCACGUUUUCAAGAAAAGAGGAAAUUUGAAAAUGUAUGAUAAAAUGCUACGCCAAAUAGGACUCCACGCUCUCUACCUAACCAAAGAUAUGCAUAUGGGAAACGUCGUGAUACAUCACGUGCUUAGUCUCUUUAACUACGACUAUUCUUAA
Messenger RNA from Eruca vesicaria subsp. sativa (arugula), 987 nucleotides. Lineage: Eukaryota; Viridiplantae; Streptophyta; Magnoliopsida; Brassicales; Brassicaceae. The record is from the annotation of a GenBank genome assembly.